CAUUUGAGUUUCAUUGAAAGAAGCCGUUUUGCAAAUACGUAUUUACAUAAAAAUUAAACAAAGAAAAUGUCUACAAAAACUGCCAUGCUUUGCACAAAAUGCAAGGAAGUUUUGAACAGUGAAGAUGAUAUUUUUGGUACAAGUUGUGGGCAUUUGUAUCAUUUCCUUUGCUUGCGUGAAUGCCACGGCCAAUCAACAAACUGUUCACAUUGUGAGUCAUACAAGCCAUGCAUGUUUAAAAUGUUUUUGGAAUUUGGUGAAGCUAUACAACCCAUUAAUUGGGAGGAUCAAACAAAAACAAUUGAACUUCAUAAUGAACUGGAAGAAAGUAAAGAGAGAUUAAUUUGUCUAGAGGAAAAAUACAAAUACUCACAAGUGGCAGUGCAAAAACUUGAGGGAAAAUUAAAGAAACAUAAUGACGCACUAAAAUCUAAAGAUAUCACCAUGGCGGAUUUAGAGGAACGUAUAACAAAUUUAGAAGAAUUAAAUAGUUUUCUGUGUGCCCAAUUAGAAUCGAAGACAAAACAUAAAGAAGAAACGGUAGUUCAAAACUCCAAUAAUCAAAUGAAAAAGUGUGAGCAUUUAUCGGAACAGCUGGAGCAAGAAAUUGCAAAAAAUUCUGAAAUGUCAAUAGAAAAUAUGAAAUUGAAAGCAUUUCUAAAUCUAGCAAAUAAUGAAAUUGGCAUGGAUGCUAUAAAUCUGUCAGAACAUGUUUUUUCUAAUAAUCAAACUGGAAACACUGAUCAAUCAAAAGAAAGCGGUAAUCAUAUUGAAGAAAUUGUUUCUCAUACAGAAACAAUUUCGGAACCAAUCAACCAAAAUAGUGGAAACACAAAUGCUGAAGAAAACUCUAAACAAUCGGCAUCAAGCAACCUUGAAAAUACAACCGAUUCUCAUACAAUUUUAAUUCGCAAUUAUCAUAUCCAAGAUUUAAAAAAUCCUUUAGAAAGUGUUAUUAUCGAUAUGGCCUCCCGCAUGAAAAUAAAUUUAUGUUCUUCAGAUAUAGUCAGAGUAAUAAAAAUUAAAAAUAAUUCAACAUCAGUUUCGCUUAUUGUAGCUUUUAAAAAUUUAAAAUCUCGUCAAGAAUUUCUUAAGAAUAAAUAUCGUUUGAAAAAAUUUAAAUGUACAAGAUAUUUAGAAGUAUGUACAAGUAGCACAAAAUGAAUAUAUGUAUAAUAAAGAGAAUUGCAAAAGUAA
Molecule: messenger RNA, 1197 nt
Organism: Lucilia sericata (common green bottle fly)
Lineage: Eukaryota; Metazoa; Arthropoda; Insecta; Diptera; Calliphoridae
Product: E3 ubiquitin-protein ligase TRAIP-like
Exons: 2
Coding region: 67-1164 (365 amino acids)
Source: RefSeq, a predicted model, not a curated record